AUGCCAGUUCCUCUUGCAAGUCUGGUAGUAUGUUGUACGGGACACAUCACCUCGAGUGACAACAGCUCCGGGUUCUGUUUACUAUCGUUUUGCUUCGGCACAACAGCAGACACGCUCCUUCUGGUGUCGAGUCGACCUGCUGGUGCCUUCCCACUAUGCGAAAGAUGGCAGCUGCUGCAUGACGUUUUCCAGAUCUUCUUGACGCUGGCUUUGAUGGAGAUGUCCGCGUUUGAGAACCGUUGUUCGGUACUCAACUGUACCCCCAAGCAAGUGAUGAAAGCACUGCCCAGUUCUGCCAAGGAGAUGUGCGCGACUGUCUUCUAUACACCACAGCAGCACCGUCGCAUUUGA
Peronospora matthiolae is the source of this 351-nucleotide messenger RNA. NCBI's taxonomy places the organism in Eukaryota, Oomycota, Peronosporomycetes, Peronosporales, Peronosporaceae. The record is from the annotation of a GenBank genome assembly.